AUGAAGCUUACGGACACUACCCAAGGGGCCAUCUGGCGAAACUUUCUUCCACAACCGAGUGUCCCUCUUGCAGACUGGCUGGAACAGACCCUAAAUCUCUCAAAUAGAGUGAAGGUGACGCUAGCAUACACUAUUGCGAGAUCGGUGUGGCAGUACUAUGACUCCUAUUGGAUGACAAAACCGUGGACACAUGAGAAUAUCCAAAUCAUGAAGGAGACGAUCAGCGAUCGAAACCAGAUCCGACCGCAUCCUUACUUCACGACGAAACUUCACAAGUGCAAGGACCAAAAGGUAGACUACUGCUACGCGGAUGAUCUCUUCCAUCUGUAUCCAGGUAUCCUUGCACUGGGGGUAGUUCUCGUUGAGAUUGCAACCAAACAGCCUUUCCGACCGGGGAGACCCCAUUACAUCUGGGACGAAACAACGAUCAAUGAGUAUUACGAGUGGGCAUGGACCACAGCAAAUUGUAGUAAACUGGGCAGCACAAUCGGAGCUGCUUAUGAAUCAGUAGUCAAUAACUGUCUCGACAGCGAACUAUUCAGACACGGCUCCAUUAACCCGUCGAAAUCCGACAAGGAUCUUCAAACAAGACAGUCUCUUCUCUACGAAAAGGUCGUGCUGCCGCUUCAGGAGCUAUAUCAUGCAUACAAAGAUGACUGGGAAAUCCAGGAUAUCUCCAGGUCGGUACUUACCCUCACUAGAAACUUCCAAGGUUGGAAACCCCUCUCAUAA
Molecule: messenger RNA, 732 nt
Organism: Penicillium cosmopolitanum
Lineage: Eukaryota; Fungi; Ascomycota; Eurotiomycetes; Eurotiales; Aspergillaceae
Exons: 1
Coding region: 1-732 (243 amino acids)
Source: RefSeq, a predicted model, not a curated record